Hevea brasiliensis (rubber tree) is the source of this 1752-nucleotide messenger RNA. Its product is annotated as ACT domain-containing protein ACR9. NCBI's taxonomy places the organism in Eukaryota, Viridiplantae, Streptophyta, Magnoliopsida, Malpighiales, Euphorbiaceae. The transcript has 6 exons. The coding region runs from base 176 to 1441 and encodes 421 amino acids. The record is from RefSeq and is a predicted model, not a curated record.
UUAUUGCCGCUCGUACCACCUAAGCCUCCACCCGCAACUCAUCUCUCCACCACGUCCUAAGAAAAACCCGCCUGAAACUUGUUUUCGUAUUCCGAGUAGACCCUUAUCCGACAGCUCUAACCUUGACGUUUUCUCAGGGACAGUUCCGUACUCUUCAGCUGUCUUUGGCAAACCAAUGGGGAUUCCUAGCGGCGACGACGUCGUCUUAAUCCAACAACCCAAGAGCCCCGGUGACUCCACCGUCGUCACUGUCAAUUGCCCCGACAAGGCCGGCCUCGGCUGCGACCUUUGCCGUAUAAUUCUCGAGUUUGGCCUUUGCAUCACUCGCGCAGACUUUUCAACGGAUGGAAGAUGGUGUUACAUAGUAUUCUGGGUGGUUCCAGACUCCACCUUACAUAGACUCAAUUGGGAUAGCUUGAAAAACCGGCUCUCUUAUGCCUCCCCUCCUUGUUUGAUUCCAUUCUAUUUUGAUCAGAAGUCCAAUGGUCCCUCACUGCCUUCGCUCUAUCUCUUGAAGUUUUGUUUUCUUGACCAGAAAGGGUUGCUACAUGAUGUUACUAAAGUACUUACUGAGCUUGAAUUUACAAUUCAAAGAGUGAAAGUGAUGACAACACCAGAUGGGAAAGUUAUAGACCUAUUCUUCAUCACAGAUGGCAUGGAGCUUUUACACACAGAAAAAAGGCGAGGUGACACAUGUAGACAUUUGGUUUCUGUUUUCAAAGAGUGUUGCAUCAGUUGCGAACUUCAACUGGCAGGACCUGAAUAUGAAAGUCUCCAGGCUUUCUCUUCCCUCCCACUUGCAAUUGCUGAGGAAUUGUUUAGCUAUGAACCAUCAGAAGGGAAAUCCGGUACCCAAGCUAUCUGCACAGAUACAGCAAUGGCAAAUAAGACCUCUGUUACAAUGGAUAAUCAUUUGAGCCCGGCUCAUACAUUACUUCAAAUUCAAUGUAUUGAUCAGAAAGGCCUAUUUUACGAUAUAUUGAGGACCUCAAAAGACUGCAACAUCCAGAUUGCUUAUGGUAGAUUCUCUUCGAAUGUAAAAGGGUACCGGAAUGUGGACUUAUUCAUUCAGCAAACCAAUGGGAGGAAGAUAAUAGAUCCUAAGCUUCAGCUCACUUUGUGUUCUCGUUUAAAGGCAGAAAUGCUUCAUCCAUUUCGAGUGAUUAUUGCCAACCGUGGCCCAGAUACUGAACUCUUGGUUGCUAACCCUGUUGAAUUAUGUGGGAAGGGAAGACCUCGAGUUUUCUACGAUGUUACAUUGGCUCUAAAAACAUUAGGAAUAUGCAUUUUCUCGGCUGAAAUUGGAAGACACUCAACUAAGGAUCAACAGUGGGAAGUUUACAGAUUUCUCUUGGAUGAAAAUUGUAGAGUUCCGUUAGCAAGUGCUAGAGGCAGAAAAGAAAUAGUGGACAGAGUGAGACGGACAUUGAUGGGCUGGUAAGAUAAUCUCUGCAUCCGAACAAUGCUGGUCAGAAACAUGGUUUGCUGUCUUAGAAUUACUCUCAAGCUGGACAUCUCAGCAUUGCAGGGGGAUUCUCCAACAUCUUUAUAUUCAAUAGUUAGCAUAAGAGUGGUUUUUUUUUUUUUUUUAGUUGGACUAGAUUUGAUUGUGCAGGAUAUAUAUAUAUUUUUCCCUAUAACUGCAUAUUUUUUAAUGUAAAUAUGAAAAUUUCUUUCAAUUAUUGGGAGGCUGAAUUAUUGUUAAAUAAUUUUCAAAAAUUUUAAAUAAAACAUUUUAAAUAAAAAAAUAAA